This is a messenger RNA of Jaculus jaculus (lesser Egyptian jerboa), 5813 nucleotides long. It is a transcript of the gene Zfyve16, whose product is annotated as zinc finger FYVE-type containing 16. Gene Ontology annotation, molecular function: metal ion binding. The record is from RefSeq and is a predicted model, not a curated record. Gene Ontology annotation, cellular component: early endosome membrane. The transcript has 19 exons. NCBI's taxonomy places the organism in Eukaryota, Metazoa, Chordata, Mammalia, Rodentia, Dipodidae. The coding region runs from base 288 to 4850 and encodes 1520 amino acids. Gene Ontology annotation, biological process: protein targeting to lysosome; endosomal transport.
CCGCGCUCCCCGCGGUGGGAGGGGCGCGGUCCCCGAGUGGACAUCUCUUCCACCCCCGCCGGCGGGUCUCCGGGGCCCCGGGGACUGCAGUGUCGCAUCGAGUUCCCCCAGAGCUCAGCGGGGCUGUGGGAGGUGCUCUCCAGUAACGGCUGUGCGGCCAGUCUCCAGGUCUUUGUUCAGACUUCUCUCUGCAUCCCAGAUCUUGCAUUCAACAGCUUCUCGGACAUCACUCCCAGGAUGUUCUCAAGACAUACAAGAAUUAAAUUCUGAGUAACUAUACAGGUAGAAUGGACAGUUACUUUAAAGCCGCUGUCUGUGACUUGGACAAACUCCUUGAUGAUUUUGAGCAGAACCCAGAUGAACAAGAUUAUCUCCAAGGGCCACAAAAUGCAUCUGAUUCUAACCAGUGUUCAGUUUCUUCAUUGCUACCCAAGGACCACCGAAGCAUUAGCUGGGUCUCAUCAGAAACAUGCUGCGAAGCAAGCCAGGGUUUUCUAAAUAAAAAAACAUGUGGGGCACUCACUUCCCUACAAAAUGAAAAACAUGUCAUGGGGCUAGAUCUCCUUUCCUGUGUGGAUGGGAGUACUUCCGAUGAAGCCCAGCCACUAUGUAUGAGAAGAUGUGGUAAACCUGUCUGUGACCUGAUAAGCGACAUGGGCAACCUCGUUCAUGAAACCAGCAGUGAAGAGGACAUUAAGAAAUUGCUGCCAGAUGACGUCACGUCUGGCGCAGGUCCUUUGAUUGGGUUGGAUUCAUCCUCACUUUCAGACACUGCCGGUGUUUCUCCGGUAGACCAUGGGAGUGCUCCUGUCACAGGAGAACAGAACAAUGUCACCUCCCAGCUAGAGAGUGGAGAACUAAGUGCAGUGGAGCUGGCUUCAGAAGCAGACGCAGCACCUUCAGGUUCUUGUGAUCGUGGCAGAGCAGUGAGCUUAGAGGACAAGAUGGUCUCUCAUGAGCGAGGAACAGUUGUCGGUCUGGACGCGUCUUCUCCUCUGACUCCCCGAAGUUCUGAAGUGUCUGAUGCCGGAGGCACCGCACAGCACAGGAGCCUUCCGUGUGAGCUGCCACAGGACGACGGCUGUCUGGAAAGAGAGAGGGCGGGCUUGGCGGUCGUAGAUGCCUCCGAACGCUUAAGGGAAGAAGAUAGUGGGAAUGCUUUGCCCUGCAGUCAUCCAGAAAAUGAAGGGAUGUGUCCGAGUGACUCAAAUCCAAAAGAUGGAAAUUCCACAGGACCAGACUUUUCCUCCCAGGAAAACAGAACUGCUGGGUUUAUGAAACCGUUAGUAGAAGAAGAUUCAAAAAACUUAGACCUUAAAGAUAAUAAUGAUAUAGCCCAGCCUUCCUCUUCAUCUCUGCCCGUGUCAAGUGAGGCUACACGGUCUUCAUUGUCUUGUCUUCCGCUGUCUGGCUCGUUGUGUGGCUCUUUAAUUGAUGGCAACGCACGAGGUGAUUGUUUACUUCCAAAUGAGCAGAAGGAAGAUGGGAUGACUGCGCCUGAGGAAAUGCAGAAAAGUGUGGCUCUAGACGGGGAGCACAAGGAAAAGUGUAAAACUAUACUUCUUCAGCCAGUAAACGAAAAGAGGGGGGAAGCCAAGGCUGAGCCUGAGCAGGAGCUAGUGAGGGCUGACUGUCUGGAGUGCCCUGAUGAAGCCAGUUCUGCAGCUGCUGCCCGUCACGUGGAGCCCUCUGCGGCUCGUGCCCUGGAGUCUCCCCGUCUUCCCUGUGCAGGCCUCGCUGUCCCGGGCAGUGACGCCGACGGGCCAGACUUCGACUACUUUAACAUCGACGACGGCUCGCGGACUGCCGCGCUCGUCAGCGAUGCUGAGCUCGACGCCUUUCUGACGGAGCAGCGCCUGCAGGCGACGCCCGCAGCACCUCUUGAAGACGGCGCAGGGCCCACGGGCUCUCGGGAGAGCCCGCCAGAUGCGAAAGGCUUAGAUGACGGGAAUGCCGGGGACACAUACUUCAACGCGGAGGCAGGAGCCAUUGGGGAGAGUGGUGGCUCUGUGACUUGUGAAACAGUUGAUAAAGAUAUGACAUUAGAAAACGGUGGCCACUGUACGGAGGAAAAAAGCACAAUUCCAGUUGAACAGAAGCCCUCUACCAGCAAGCCUGAGGUGACCAAAGAGUCCCCAGUCACCAGUAUCCACAGUCGGUCUGUUCAUGUUGGCGGGGCUAGACCUAAGCAACUGCUUGGCCUUCCAUCGAGAGCAAGGAGUUCAAAGGAACCGAAUAAACCAGAUGUUCCAAGUAAGCCAGGAAGUGAUUCCAACAUGGCAAAUGCCGUUGUGGCCACCACUUGUCCUGCAGAUUGUAGAGCUGAUCCUCAAGUUAGCUUCAACUCGAAUUACAUCGAUAUAGAAAGUAGUUUUGAAAAUGGAUCCAGUUUUGUAAAGGCAAAUGAGGCUCUGCCUGAAAGCACUCAUAAAGAAGUCUUGGCUCUGGGCCACAAACAGCCUACGUGGGUUCCAGACUCAGAAGCUCCAAACUGUAUGAACUGCCAAGUCAAAUUCACCUUUACAAAACGGCGACACCACUGCCGAGCAUGUGGGAAAGUGUUUUGUGGUGUCUGUUGUAAUAGGAAAUGUAAACUUCAGUACCUAGAAAAGGAGGCAAGAGUAUGUAUAAUCUGCUAUGAGACUGUUAAUAAAGCUCAGGCAUUCGAAAGGAUGAUGAGUCCCACUGGCUCUAGCGUUAAGCCUCAUCGCUCUCACGAGAGCGCCACCGUCCAGCCGCUUCAGGAGCCCCAAACGCCCAGUGUUACUUCACCUACAGCUCUACCAACCUCAGCACUUAAGCAACCAAACAUUGAAGGACUCUGCUCCAAAGAACAAAAGAGAGUAUGGUUUGCAGAUGGCAUAUUACCUAAUGGUGAAGUUGCAGACACAGCAAAAUUAUCAUCUGGAAGUAAAAGAUGUCCUGAAGACUUUAGUCCUGUUUUGCCUGAUGUUCCCAUGAUUGUAGCUACAGUGGAUAAUACCCACUCUACUACAGUGGAAAAACUAAACAGUGAAACAGGAGAUCCUGCAAGAAAUGAGAUAAUUCUGAGUUCUCACAUUUCGUCUGUGGAAAAACUGCCUGUAAACACAGGAAACGAGGGGCUACCUACUUACGGUUCUUUUAUACUAGAUGAUGAUGUUUUUGCAGAAACUGAAGAGUCGCCUAGUCCUACUGGUGUCCCAGUUAGCAGCAACUUACCUGUUGCUGGUAUUUCAGAUUACAGGUUAUUAUGUGGCAUCAGCAAGUGCGUCUGCAGUAAGAUUAGUCUGAUACCGGAGGAUGACAGCAACUUGCCUCCAGUACUCAUGGCAUCGGGAGAAGUGGGAUCAGCGCCUGUGGUGCAAGAACACCCAUCUCCUGAGCAGAUCACUUCGCUUCUUGAAGGGGAAGGAUUUCCUCCUGUCACAUUUGUUCUAAAUGCUAAUCUACUGGUGAACGUCAAAUUAGUAUCUUAUUCCUCAGAUAAAUAUUGGUACUUCUCAACCAAUGGAUUGCAUGGCUUGGGACAGGCAGAAAUUAUUAUUCUCUUGUUAUGUUUGCCAAAUGAGGACACAAUUCCCAAGGACAUCUUCAGACUAUUUAUCACGAUAUAUAAGGAUGCUUUAAAAGGAAAAUACAUAGAAAACUUGGACAGCAUCACCUUUACUGAAAGCUUUCUCAAUAGUAAGGAUCAUGGAGGAUUCCUGUUCAUUACACCAACCUUCCAGAAGCUUGAUGACCUCCCAUUACCAAGCAGCCCUUUUCUCUGUGGGCUUCUCAUCCAGAAGUUGGAGAUUCCUUGGGCAAAGGUUUUCCCUAUGCGUUUAAUGUUGAGAUUGGGUGCAGAAUAUAAAGUAUAUCCUGCUCCUCUAACAAGUAUCAGAAGCCGAAAACCUCUUUUUGGAGAAAUAGGACACACUAUUAUGAACUUACUUGUUGACCUUCGAAAUUACCAGUAUACCUUGCAUCAUAUAGAUCAGUUGUUGAUACAUAUGGAGAUGGGAAAAAGCUGUAUAAAAAUACCCCGGAAAGGAUACAGCGAUGUCAUGAAGGUACUGAGCUCCUCUAAUGAGCACGUCAUCAGCAUUGGCGCCAGCUUCAGCACAGAGGCUGACUCUCACCUGGUCUGUGUGCAGAAUGAAGGGCUUUACCAGACGCAGGCCAGCAGCGCCACUGGCCAGCCCAGGAAAGUGACAGGUGCAAGUUUUGUAGUAUUCAAUGGUGCUCUAAAAACAUCUUCUGGAUUUCUUGCAAAGUCUAGCAUAGUUGAAGAUGGCUUAAUGGUACAAAUAACUCCGGAGACCAUGGAUGGCUUGCGGCUCGCUUUACGAGAGCAGAAGGACUUUAAAAUUACAUGUGGGAAGGUGGACGCAGCAGGCCUGAGGGAGUAUGUGGAUGUCUGCUGGGUAGAUUCUGAAGACAAAAGAAACAAAGGUGUUGUUAGUUCAGUGGAUGGAAUAUCGUUGCAAGGAUUUCCAAGUGAGAAAAUAAAGCUGGAAGCAGAUUUUGAAACAGAUGAGAAAAUUGUAAAAUGUACUGAGGUGUUCUGCUUUCUGAAGGACCAGGACUUAUCUAUUUUAUCAUCGUGUUACCAGUUUGCAAAAGCAAUCGCCAUGGCUUGUAGUGCUGCACUGUGCCCUCACCUGGAAACUCUGAAGAAUAAUGGGAUGAAUAGGAUUGGACUCAGAGUUUCCAUUGACACUGAUAUGGUUGAAUUCCAGGCAGGAUGUGAAGGUCAGCUCCUCCCCCAGCAUUAUCUCAAUGAUCUCGACAGUGCUCUGAUACCUGUGAUCCACAAUGGAACCUCUAAUUCUAGUUUACCACUAGAAAUAGAAUUAGUGUUUUUCAUUUUAGAAAACCUUUUUUAGUGAAAGAAUGGAUGGUACUAUAUGUUGUAAACUGAUAUGUUAAAACUAAUUCCAGUGCUAAAACUGAAAUGCUGCAAACACUAAAUAUUUGAUGAUUGAAACUUGCAAUCUUGCUUUAUUGACAGGAAUGAUCUUUUAAAAUCAUUAGCACAACAUUUAAAUGUCAAAAUACUUAAGGAAUUCACCAUUUUUGAAGCUUUACAUUUAUAUAAGUACUAAAAAGACAAAGAUUUCUUCUAACUUAAGUUUUAUAAUACUGUGUUAUUUAAAUGUUAAGCCAAAGUAUCUGCACUUAGUUAUACCUCUGUGUGCCAAGAAUGGUUUUCAUGAAGGUUCUCUUCAGAUGUAAUCUUAUGAAGGACACCGGUUUCUAAAGUCUGUUUGAAAACACAUUUCAGUGGCGCAGAUCAUUUGAGAUGCUAGACUUAUAAUUUUUGAAUACAUCUGAUAAUUUAUGUGCAUAAAUGGAAUGGAGGCUUACCUCCAUGAUUAGAUAAAGGCUGCUUGAUUAAAGUUAGAAUUUUGCCUCUUCUCAAAUUAUUAUAUAUAAAAAUAUAUAAUUUUUCUUGAUUAAAUGAGCAUUCUUAAAAUAAUUGUGGGUGCUUCAGGAUUUUGUGCUUCUAUAUUUAAGUAUAAUGUUUUUAUGGCAACAUUUGAUUUGGAAUGUGUUUUAUACAUCUAUAAUAAUUUAUAAAUAGGUAAUAUUUUUGUAUCACAGUACAUUAUCUUUACUCCUUCCUUACAAAGCAUACCACUGUAUUUAACACUUCUAAGACUGAUUAAUGAUAGGUCAGAUGACCCUUGAAAAGUAGUCAUUAUAUAGCAAUAAAUGACUCCUGAAAUGAUUUUUUUUUACUACCAUGUUAAUCCUUAGAAAUUUCUUGACAACUCUACAUAUUUUCAUUGACACCAGUGUAUUAAGUAUACAUUUUAAUGGACUAGUUACUUUUGCAUAUUUUAAAU